Messenger RNA from Myodes glareolus (Bank vole), 1617 nucleotides. RefSeq names its product peroxiredoxin like 2C (gene Prxl2c). Lineage: Eukaryota; Metazoa; Chordata; Mammalia; Rodentia; Cricetidae. The record is from RefSeq and is a predicted model, not a curated record.
AUCCCGCUGGGCCCCGCCUCCCCCGGCCCCAGGCCGACCGGAGCAGUCGCCCUACCCCCGCUAUGGCUGCGCCGGUGACGCGGCAGGUCAGCGGCUGCGCGGGUCCGAUCCUGACUCCAACAGGCUCGGACACAGAACCCGGGCAGCCCCUGGCUACUGCCGUGGCUGAUCUGCCGGUGCUGGAUGCGUCCGGGAGACGGGUGUCGUUCGGCGCGCUGUUCCGGGAGCGUCGGGCCGUGGUGGUGUUCGUGAGGCAUUUCUUGUGUUACGUCUGUAAAGAAUAUGUCGAAGAUCUGGCCAAAAUCCCCAAGAGCUUUCUCCGAGAAGCGGAUGUCACCCUCAUAGUGAUUGGGCAGUCGUCAUACCAUCAUAUUGAGCCUUUCUGCAAACUGACUGGAUAUUCUCACGAGAUCUAUGUUGAUCCUGAGAGAGAAAUUUAUAAAAGAUUGGGAAUGAAAAGAGGUGAAGAAAUUUCCUCCUCAGGACAGAGCCCCCACAUAAAGUCCAACCUGCUUUCGGGAAGCCUUCAGAGUCUGUGGCGGGCAGUCACUGGCCCGCUUUUCGAUUUCCAAGGAGACCCAGCUCAGCAAGGCGGAACCUUCAUUUUAGGUCCAGGUAACAGCAUCCACUUUGUGCACCGAGACAGGAAUAGGUUGGAUCACAAGCCCAUAAACUCUGUUUUACAGCUUGUGGGAGUUCAGCCUGUGAACUUCAUGAGCAGACCUGCAGUUAUCCAUGUGUGACUGCACAUGGGAUCUUCCACUUGUGAAUGGGCCCUUGAAAUGUGAGCCAAAAUGCCAGGCAUUAUGAGAUUAUGGAAACACAAAACUCAUGUGCCUAUAGAACUAUAUUCUGAGAGGCAUCAGGGAAAAGCUUUUUAAAUUUUAUAGCCUCUAUAAUUAUUCAUUCAAUGAAAGAUUUUUGGCAACUAAAAUAUAAGAAGGGGAACUGGAAAGAUCACUCAGUAGUUAAGAACACUUGCUUCUCUUGCAGAGGACCUAGGUUUGGCUCACAGUUGUCUGUAACACCAGUUCUAAGGUAUCCAACACCUUCUUCUUGCCUUGGGGUCCAGGUGUAUAUGUGGUAAACAUGCAUAAAUGUAGGCAAACACUCAUAUACAUAAAGUAAGAAUAAAUCUUAUAAAGCUACAUACAUAUGUGCAUACAUGCAUGCAUGUAUUAAGGGAAGGGAAGAAUGGGCCAGGUAUGAUGGCACAAGUUUGUAAUACUAACACUGAGAAAUGGGACAAGAAUUAAGUCUGCCCAGGCAGUGGUAGCAACGCCUUUAAUCCCAGCACUUGGGAGACAGAGGCAGGCGGAUCUCUGUGAGUUCAAGGCCAGUGUGGUCUACAAGAACCAGUUCCAGGACAGGAUUCAAAAGCUACAGGAAAACCCUGUCUCGAAAAACCAAAAAAGAAAAAUAACAAAAAGCAAAUAAAUGUACAGCCAGAUGUGGUGGUGCAUGGGAAGGAGGCAGGAAUUCUAGAACAGGCUUACAUUUCUAGACACCUGCUUUUUCUCACCCCAAAAUCUCUUAUUUAGAAAACUCUUGUCAUAUUUUACUUUUUAAGAAUUUUAGUUUUGACCAGGCAGUGGUGGCAUACAUCUCUAAUCCCAG